GAUGAAAUGAAUGAACAAAACGCAAACCCGCUCGUUCGUUCCUCGCCUGCAGAAAGAAAAAUGGCAAAAUGGUGCUUGGUGUCUAGAAAGGUGACCUGACCUCGCGGCCGGCGACAUGGCGGCCGGCGGAGAGUUCGUCGAGGGAUGGCUCGUGGCGCAAGUGCUCGGUGAAGGUGCCUAUGGAGAGGUGCGGCUGCUGGUGCACGCGCGCAGCGGCGCGGCCGUGGCGCUGAAGGCGGUGCGCGCGGAGCCGGCGGCGGCGGGGGGGGCGGCGGGCGAGGCGUGCCGCGAGGCCGCGCUGCACCGCGCGCUGCGGCACCCGCACGUGCUGCGCUGCCUGGGCGAGCGCGCGCACCAGGGCCUGCACUACAUGUUCCUGGAGUACGCGCAGGGCGGCGAGCUGUUCGACCGCAUCGAGCCGGACGUGGGCAUGCGGCCGGCGGCGGCGCGGCGCUACUGGCGCCAGCUGCUGGCCGGGCUGCGCUACCUGCACGCGCGCGGCGUGGCGCACCGCGACCUCAAGCCCGAGAACAUCCUGCUGGACCACCACGACAACGUCAAGAUCUCCGACUUCGGGAUGGCUACGCUGUUCAGGCACGGCGCGCGCGAGCGGCUGCUGGCGCGCGUGUGCGGCACGCUGCCCUACGCCGCGCCCGAGGUGCUGGCGGCGGCCGCGCGCCCCUACCGCGCCGCGCCCGCCGACCUGUGGGCCGCCGCGCUCGUGCUGCUCGCCAUGCUCGUCGGCGGUCAGUACCCUCCUCCCCGCGCCCCUCCCGCGCCGCGCCCGCCGACCUGUGGGCCGCCGCGCUCGUGCUGCUCGCCAUGCUCGUCGGCGGUCAGUACCCUCCUCCCCGCGCCCCUCCCGCGCCGCGCCCGCCGACCUGUGGGCCGCCGCGCUCGUGCUGCUCGCCAUGCUCGUCGGCGGUCAGUACCCUCCUCCCCGCGCCCCUCCCGCGCCGCGCCCGCCGACCUGUGGGCCGCCGCGCUCGUGCUGCUCGCCAUGCUCGUCGGCGGUCAGUACCCUCCUCCCCGCGCCCCUCCCGCGCCGCGCCCGCCGACCUGUGGGCCGCCGCGCUGGUGCUGCUCGCCAUGCUCGUCGGCGGUCAGUACCCUCCUCCCCGCGCCCCUCCCGCGCCGCGCCCGCCGACCUGUGGGCCGCCGCGCUCGUGCUGCUCGCCAUGCUCGUCGGCGGUCAGUACCCUCCUCCCCGCGCCCCUCCCGCGCCGCGCCCGCCGACCUGUGGGCCGCCGCGCUGGUGCUGCUCGCCAUGCUCGUCGGCGGUCAGUAUCCUCCUCCCCGCCGCCCCGCCGCGCCCGCCGACGGAGUCCUCGGUCAAGAUCGCGGCGCGGCUCGUCUCUUUGAGCUGCCGUGGGAGCGCGCGGCGGCGGCGGACGCGCGCUGGGCGGCGUGGGAGGCGUGGGCGGCGGCGGGCGCGGGCGCGGCGCCUCUGCCGUUCGCGCGGCUGGCGGCGGACGCGCUGGCGCUGCUGCGGCGCGCGCUGCAGCCGGCGCCCGAGGCGCGCCCGGCGCUGGAGCGGCUGCUGCGCAUGCGCUGGCUCGAGCAAAAAGAGGAGGAGGUGCGCGCCUGGCGCUCGCAGCCCUGCGCCGCCGACGCCGACGCGCCCGACGCCGAGCUGUCGGCCGCCGACAUGGACGCGCUGCUCAGCCACUCGCAGCCCGCGCAGCCCGACGACCUGCUGCUGGCCUCGCAGCACGACUCGCCCGGCGCGCAGAAUGAGCUGAUAAUGCAGCGGCUGGUGCGGCGCAUGACGCGCGUGCGCCUGCGCUGCGACGAGGCGACCGCGCUGCGCGCGCUGUGCGACGCCGCGCGCGCGCUCGGUUACACCACGCGCCGCCUCGACCACAGCCGGGUGGCCAUCGAGUGCGACGCGGAGGUGCGCAUGCGCGCGUGGGCGGCGCGCGCGGCGGGCGGCGCGCUGCUGGAGCUGCGGCGCUCGCGCGGCUGCGGGCUGCAGUUCAAGCGCCGCUACCUGCGCCUGCGCGACGCGCUGCGCCCGCUCGCCGAGCCCGACGACUGAUUGUGUUAAUAUUAUAGCUAGCGAUAUCACACUAUUUUUGUACUGAUUUUUUAUAAUAAACUCCUUUAAAAUUAAA
This is a messenger RNA of Ostrinia nubilalis (European corn borer), 2114 nucleotides long. RefSeq names its product serine/threonine-protein kinase grp (gene grp). NCBI's taxonomy places the organism in Eukaryota, Metazoa, Arthropoda, Insecta, Lepidoptera, Crambidae. The coding region runs from base 116 to 2038 and encodes 640 amino acids. Gene Ontology annotation, molecular function: protein serine/threonine kinase activity; ATP binding. Gene Ontology annotation, biological process: intracellular signal transduction; protein phosphorylation. Gene Ontology annotation, cellular component: cytoplasm. The transcript is spliced from 9 exons. The record is from RefSeq and is a predicted model, not a curated record.